This is a messenger RNA of Triticum aestivum (bread wheat), 1141 nucleotides long. RefSeq lists its product as uncharacterized. Gene Ontology annotation, molecular function: protein binding. NCBI's taxonomy places the organism in Eukaryota, Viridiplantae, Streptophyta, Magnoliopsida, Poales, Poaceae. The coding region runs from base 1 to 777 and encodes 258 amino acids. The record is from RefSeq and is a predicted model, not a curated record. The transcript has 3 exons.
AUGGCCAGCUCUGUUAGCGACGCAACAGAUGGUCACUCCCUGUUGUUGUGUGACCACUCCAACGAAACCCCUGUCCCCGUCCCCUUCUCCUCCCACCCCGGCGGCCGCACCCCCGCCCGCCAUGGCCCCGCCGGCGCCACACCUCGCGACGAGCUCCUGGAGGAGAUCUUCCUUCGCCUGCCCACCCCGGCCGCGCUCGCACGCGCCUCAACCGCCUCCCCCCGCUUCCGCCGCAUCAUCACCGACCGCUCCUUCCUCCGCCGCUUCCGCAAACUCCACCCGCCGCCGCUCCUCGGGUUCGCCGACGAACGUGCAGGCUUCCACCCCGCCGAGGCUCCCCAUCCCUCCGCUCCGCUCGCCCGCGCCCUCGCCGACGCCGCUGAUUUCACCUACUCCUUCGUCCCCAAGCCCAGUAAUGACCACUCCUGGCGUCCCUGCAACGUCCGCGACGGCCGCGUCCUCCUCGAGAGCAGCCGAUACGGGACCUUCAGAGAGCUCGCGGUGUGCGAUCCGUUGUCACGGCGCUACGUUCUGCUUCCGCCCAUACCCGAGCACAUGUCAGUCCAGGAACAGCGCCCUUUGGGAAUUCAGGUCCAUCCUGGCUCCCAUUGCCGAGGAGGACGAGGACGAGACGUCGUUCAAGGAGGAGGAGGGAAUUCUUCCAUUAUGAAGAUGUUUACUGGUACUUUGGCUUCCCUCCAUCUUUGUGAAAACCGAGUAUAUGAAGCGGGACAAACACAUUUGGAGUCUCUUGUUUGGGCUAUGCGAUGCUUUUGAGAAGAAAUGGAGGAUAUACAAGAUGGUGAUGCGAAUAUGCUGGCUAGAUAUAGUACUCUAGCCCUGGUAUUAUUUAUCAGGAACUAUCCAUUAUGUGCUUCACUAUAUAUGUCCAUGUGCAGCAUAUUUCAGCAAGACAUGUUGUAGGAGGUGAAUUUGUAUAUGUACUUUGUUGUAGGCAAGCUUAAUUUUAUCGAACUCUAAUAUGUAAGAGUCCGUGUGUUGGGAGAAUGACACACCCUAAACCUAUUUGUGGUGGUGUGUUCACAUGCCUGGACCUAGUUGUGGUUGCAGCCGCAAACAAUAUGCUAUGCUCUGCUCUGCUCGCCAUGUUCAUCCACCAUCUAGCUUCCAUGCAUCUGAU